Debaryomyces tyrocola is the source of this 930-nucleotide messenger RNA. Lineage: Eukaryota; Fungi; Ascomycota; Pichiomycetes; Serinales; Debaryomycetaceae. The record is from the annotation of a GenBank genome assembly.
AUGAGUAAGCUUUUAGUUAUUUUUGGUGUGACCGGUCAACAAGGUGGUUCUGUUGCGAAGUAUGUGAUCAAUGAUCCCGAAUUAUCGAAUAUUUACAAGGUUAGAGGUAUCACUCGUGAUUCAUCCAAGCCAUCUGCCCAGGCUCUUCAGCAGAAAGGAGUGGAAUUAGUUAAUGCAGAUAUGGCCGACAAGGAGUCUGUCAAGCGUGCAUUGAAAGGUGCGGAUACUGUGUUUGCUAUGACAAGUGCAACAUAUGAACUGAUUUCCAAACAAGAGAGAACCCAGGGAAAGCGUUUAGUGGAUGCUGCUGUUGAAGAAAAAGUGAAGUAUUUCAUUUGGAGUACACUUCCACAUGUUGAGAAGAUUUCGGAAGGUAAGAUACUUGGAGUCCUGCAUUUCGAUGAAAAAGCUGAGGUUGAGGAGUAUCUCCGUAGUAAACCUAUAAAGAGUGCUUUUUUCUCUCCAGCAAUGUUCAUGCAAAACUUUAAUGCUGAUUUUAGUCCAAGUCCUCUCGGCGAUGGUACCUAUGGAAUCUUCAAUAUCAUUAACCCAGACAGAAAAAUUGCUUUUAUUGAUAUUGCUGGCGACGCUGGGAAAUUCGUUGGUGCAAUUCUUGCAAACCCUGAUAGGUAUGAAGGGAAGGUUAUUUCUGGGGCAGCAAAUCUUUACACGAUGAAUGAAGUUGCCCAAAAUAUAAGCGAAGUCAGUGGAAAGACAGUUAAAUAUAAUCAAGUAACUGAAGAAGUCUUCCGUGGUUUCUUACCACCUCAAGCAGCUGAUGAUCUUGUUGGAAUGUUCAGACAUAUUAACGACAAUGGUUAUUUUGGCCCUCAAAUGAAAGAUUUAGUUGAAUCAGGCGUCAAACAAGCUAGGGGCAAUGUUACGACAUUGAAAGAGUAUUUUACUAAGAAUCCUCCUAAAUUUGAGUAA